AUGUCCCAGCGCCAUGCCUACACAGCCGAGGAUAUCCUUCGUGAAACAGUCCAAGGUCUUGCAUCUCUAAAAGCAUUUUUUGCUUAUGACAAAAGCGGGUUAGUCUUACACAUAGCCCGUGCAGCAAAGCAAAACCGGAGAUUGGGCUUGGGCUUCGGUCAGAAGGGCAAGCAUCCUACGUUGGAGGAUCUCUUCAUCCGUCUGCUGACCUGCCUUUGUUGGGCCCAGAGACUAGAGCAGUUAGAAGUAGAAUGCUUUGCAACUACAAUCACGGCCAGCAGCUUAGGACUUGCGCCUCAUCUUUCCCGCUGUUAUGGUAUGGAGCACAACUACGUGACCGCAAAUUUCUUCCGUUGUGGACGCCAACUCCGGAAGAUCGAAAGAGGCGUUGGGGUGGAAGAUUGUUCGAUAGUCCUCCUCCCAUCCCUGGCGAAGCUCCUAUGGCUUCCUGAUAGAGAGAUCCUUCGACUAAUAGAUCUCUUAUCAGGCAGCUUUAUGCCUACCCUCAAUAGCAAUAAAGGAAUGAUAGAAGAAUUCCAUCAGUACCGACAGCUUUACAACACCGUGAGUAUAUAG
Molecule: messenger RNA, 576 nt
Organism: Aspergillus pseudonomiae
Lineage: Eukaryota; Fungi; Ascomycota; Eurotiomycetes; Eurotiales; Aspergillaceae
Exons: 1
Coding region: 1-576 (191 amino acids)
Source: RefSeq, a predicted model, not a curated record